CCAGCUGGGAGGAGCUGAGGGAAACUACAGGACUUACUGCAGUCCACAUCUGAGAGACCUUGUCACUGUGCCUGCAGCCUGGUCAGAGAGGAAGUUUUAUCUGUGCACCCCUUCAGUGAGGAUGAACAGUUCUCACACUGCGAAGUCCUGUAUGCUCAUCCUCCUUGUGGCCCUACUGUGUGCAGAAAGAGCUCAGGGGCUGAAGUGCUACAAUUGCCUGGGGGUCCCACUUGAGACUUCCUGCAAUACAACUACCUGCCCCUACUCUGAUGGAUUCUGUGUUACUCAGGUGGCAGAAGUUGUGGAUACUCACACAAACAAAGUAAAGAGCAGCAUGUGUUUUCCCUCCUGCCCUACUUAUCCGGAAAAUACGGAGAUCCUGGGAAUUACCAUCAAGUUGAAGACUUCCUGUUGCAAGGCAGAUCUCUGCAAUGCAGCCGUUCCCACAGGAGGCGAGAUCCUGGGUACUACCAUCAAUGUGAAAACGUCCUGUUGCAAGGCAGACAUCUCCAAUGCAGCCCUUCCCACUGGAGGCUGCACCUGGACCAUGGCAGGGGUGCUUCUGUUCAGCCUGAGCUCAGUCCUCCUGCAGACCUUGCUGUGAUGGUCCUUCCAGUGACCCCUCCCUUGUCCUUUUAUCCUCAUGUGUAAGCACUACUUACUGGAGGCCUCUAGUGAUGACUUAUAUGUUAUAGAAACUCCAAGGUGAGGGUAGUGAGUGGAACAUCUUGUGUCAACUUUAUAGCCUCUUCUGGGUAGGUGCCCCACUCCUUACUAGGGCUUUCAGAUCUGUACUUCCUAGAAUGCCAUUUUGUUGUGGCUUGCUGCUCUUCACUGUGGAGACACAUGGCCAGCACCCUGAAGAGACAGAAUUCCAAGGUAUUAUGCCAUUACCAUCCACACAUAAGCAUCUGGGGUCCUGCAGGGUUGCCACGUGUGUCACUAAUGUACCCUGUUGAAUCCAAUAAACCCUUUGUUCUCUUAGCCUA
Mastomys coucha (southern multimammate mouse) is the source of this 989-nucleotide messenger RNA. Its product is annotated as lymphocyte antigen 6G-like. The coding region runs from base 122 to 604 and encodes 160 amino acids. NCBI's taxonomy places the organism in Eukaryota, Metazoa, Chordata, Mammalia, Rodentia, Muridae. Gene Ontology annotation, biological process: acetylcholine receptor signaling pathway. The record is from RefSeq and is a predicted model, not a curated record. The transcript has 4 exons. Gene Ontology annotation, molecular function: acetylcholine receptor binding; acetylcholine receptor inhibitor activity. Gene Ontology annotation, cellular component: plasma membrane.